CCCCCCCCACCCCCGCGCGAAUCCACAGGCAGCCGCGGCGUGGUGGAGCCAGGAUCACCAGCCAGCGCCCGCGCCCCGCGGAUAAAAGCGCCCGCGCGGCCGUGAGAGGGAAGAGGCGGAAGCAGAGCCAGCGUCAGCGCGUGUGGUCGGGUGGCGGGCCGAGGAGGGCGCGCGGCGAUGGCGGCGGCGGCCGUGGCGACCGUGACCUCCCCAUCCCCCGCCUCCAGGCGGCUGCUUCCCUCCUGCUCCGCCGCCCCGUCCCUCCUCCGGCUCCCGCGGCCGGGCAGGCGGCUCCGGCGCGCGCUGCUGGUCGUCUCGGCGGCCGCUGCGGCGGGGGACGAGGCGGACGUGCUGCCGGGCCCCGGGGGCGAAGCGGAGGCGGCGGUGCCGGGGAGGCUCGAGGAGCCGCGGGACGAGCCGCUGGGGGGGAGCCAGCUCGACAUCGGCGGGCUCGCCUUCCAGGGUGACGUGGGCGGGGGCUUCGCCGGCGGCGGCGGUGGGGCGGGCUCCGGCGGCGGGGGCGGGAACAAGACGCUGGACCGCGGGAUCAACACGGCCAUCGUGCUCGGGGCCAGCACCUACGCGCUCACCAAGCUCCUCACCGUCGACCAGGACUACUGGCAUGGGUGGACGAUCUUUGAGAUCCUCCGGUACAUGCCCGAGCACAACUGGUCGGCAUACGAGGAGGCUCUCAAGGCCAACCCGGUUCUGGCCAAGAUGAUGAUCAGUGGCGUCGUCUACUCCCUCGGUGAUUGGAUCGCGCAGUGCUACGAAGGCAAGCCGAUCUUUGAUUUUGACCGUGCUCGGAUGUUCCGGUCUGGCCUUGUUGGGUUCACUCUUCAUGGGUCACUUUCUCACUACUACUACCAUAUCUGUGAGGCACUGCUCCCAUUCAAGGAUUGGUGGGUUGUCCCGGCAAAGGUUGCAUUCGAUCAGACAAUCUGGUCUGCAGUUUGGAACAGCAUCUACUUUGUGGUCUUGGGUUUUCUUCGGUUGGAAUCACCUACCACUAUCUACAAAGAGCUCAAGUCCAUGUUCUGGCCCAUGCUUACGGCUGGGUGGAAGUUGUGGCCUUUUGCGCACUUGAUUACAUAUGGUGUGAUUCCUGUUGAGCAAAGGCUUCUAUGGGUCGACUGUGUGGAGCUAGUCUGGGUCACGAUACUGUCAACUUACUCAAAUGAGAAGUCGGAGGCAAGAAAUUCUGAUGGUAUCUCCACACCAGAUGCUUCAAAGGACAACUCUAGAUAGCAACUAGAGACACCAUGGAAGCAGCUUUGCGUUACAUCGUUUCAGGGUUGAUGUAAAUUGUACAAUUUUUGCUGCAGCAGCUCUGCAGGUGUAACCUUUUUCGUUCUUUUAUAGAUAUACAUGAAACACGAAUUGUGCAGCAUGUGCCAUAGACAAUUAGAAAGAAAUUAGCUUUGCUCUAGAACUGCCGAUGAAAUCAGAUUUGGACGGAAAUGCAGCAAUCAUGGACUCGUGGUCCUGAAAAUUUUGCCAGUUUUGCGCACCCGGACUAUCUUGCUGGUUAUCAGUGGCCGAAGCCAUACUGGACCGGUGUACGCAGAGUUGGACGGUAAUGCAGCGAUCAGUGCCAGAAGCCAGAGGAAGCCGCGGAAGAAAGGCCAACUUGUUAAAACUUGAAGCGCCGGUCGCCACGUUGGCCAUACGGGAUUUCUACCAAGGAAGCGAGAUGAGCAUCAAGGGUGGACAACUGGGGAGGUACAAUGCUUGUUUGCUUUCACUUGAACCAAGUUUUUCUUAAUGCAAAAACAGAGCGAUUCUGUACAACUGAACAAGCAGAAAAAAAGAAAGAAAAAAAAACAGAGAAACUCUAGUGCAAAUGCCUGUACGCCAGUAUGUGAUAGAACAAGCAGAAAAGUAAGGGGAGAAAAAGCUCUUGUACAGGUACCUAUACGCCAGUAUGUGAUAUGUAAUGAUAUGCAGCUCAAUUUGUGUACCUUCCAAACCAUGAAACCGACGUAGAGAUGCAGCACAUCAACUGAUCAACA
Panicum hallii is the source of this 2012-nucleotide messenger RNA. RefSeq lists its product as uncharacterized. The transcript has 7 exons. The coding region runs from base 178 to 1248 and encodes 356 amino acids. NCBI's taxonomy places the organism in Eukaryota, Viridiplantae, Streptophyta, Magnoliopsida, Poales, Poaceae. The record is from RefSeq and is a predicted model, not a curated record. Gene Ontology annotation, cellular component: cytoplasm; membrane.